This is a messenger RNA of Prosopis cineraria, 1434 nucleotides long. RefSeq names its product polygalacturonase-like. Gene Ontology annotation, biological process: carbohydrate metabolic process. Gene Ontology annotation, molecular function: polygalacturonase activity. The coding region runs from base 47 to 1234 and encodes 395 amino acids. Lineage: Eukaryota; Viridiplantae; Streptophyta; Magnoliopsida; Fabales; Fabaceae. The record is from RefSeq and is a predicted model, not a curated record. The transcript is spliced from 4 exons.
AUAAUAAUAGAAAAAAGAUAAAGUCUCGUACCACGCACCAAAGAAAAUGAGCAUCAUCACCUUUGCCUUGUUCUUAUUUCUGGCUUCCUUCGUCGUCGUCACAGCCCAAAAAAAAGUAUUGGACAUAGCAAGUUACGGAGGACUCCCUAAUGGAGAUAUAACUCAGGCUAUGACGAAAGCAUGGGCAGCAGCAUGUUCAAGCACUGUCCCAGUAAGAAUUUACGUAAAGAAUGCAAAGUACAAGAUGCUUGACGUGCAUUUGAAAGGUCCAUGCAAGGCUCCAGCGAUUGAAAUAUAUAAUGAUGGCACAAUUCAAGCACCAGGAGACAUGUCUCAAUUGCAUGGGGUUCAACAAUGGAUCAGAGUUGAAUAUGUGAACAAAUUUACCUUAUCAGGCAGAGGAACCUUUGAUGGCCUUGGUCCUUCUUCCUGGCACCAUAAUACAUGUGCCAAGAAUGUACACAACUGCAAAAUGCUUACCAUGAAUUUUGGGUUCAGUUUUCUCAACAAUUCUGUUAUUAGGGAUGUGACGUCAAAAGACAGCAAAAACUUUCAUGUUAAUGUUUUGGGAUGCAAUAACAUUGAAUUUAAUAACUUCAAAAUCGAUGCGCCAGAAGACAGUCCCAACACCGACGGAAUUCACAUAGGAAGAUCGGUUGGUGUGAGAAUCCUACACACUAAAAUUGGUACCGGAGAUGAUUGCAUCUCGUUGGGUGAUGGUAGUGUAAAUGUAACUGUAAAUGAUGUCACAUGUGGACCUGGCCAUGGAAUUAGCGUCGGAAGUGUUGGGAAAAUUACAUCAGAAACUCCGAUAGAUUCAUUCACAGUCAAGAACUGCACGCUCACCAACACGAUGAAUGGUGUGAGGAUCAAAACAUGGCCUGCCGGCCCAGGAACUAUUACAAUCACUAACAUGCACUUUGAGGAUAUUAUAAUGAAUAAUGUCUCCAACCCUGUCAUCAUAGACCAAGAGUACUGCCCCUGGAAUCAAUGCAACAAAAAGAUCCCAUCCAAGAUAAAGAUAAGAAAUGUCACUUUCAAGAACAUUAGGGGCACCUCUGGAACAAAAGAAGGAGUAACACUAAUAUGUAGUGCUGGUGUACCUUGUGAGAAUGUAAAACUCAGUGACGUUAAACUCACAUUCAAAGGAAGAGAAGUAGUAGCCAAAUGUUCUAAUGCCAAGCCCACAAUUACAGGAGUAGCGCCUGCUUGUGUAGGAGCAGCAGCAGCCUAAGUAUCCAACAAUACAAAACUGAGGCUUUUCUUUCUACUUUGCUUUCCUUUAUUUGUGGAUACAUAAUCCAUCCCCUUAUUUACUAAGGGAGUAUGGUUUAAGAUUAGGCAUAUUGUUACCCUUAAUGUUUUGAAAACACUAUGAUUUUCCCAAGUUUUGUAAUUGAUAGAUACCAAAUGUUGACUGUUAGUUGAGUUUUG